UAUGAAAGUCAGGGUUUAGCGUGAGAUAUCUACCCGCAUGUGUAACCUUAAAGCCUUGUAUUAGCUCGGUGCGUAGCAAGUCAUUAAAACAAGUGGCUCGGAGGGAGAGUGAUCAGUGUGGCGGCGGUGACGGCCAGGAACGCGUCAAGGUUAGUGAGACAAUAUGAGGCUGUCUGUUCCCCUCCGGAUGGCGGUGGUGGGGGUCACGCUGGCAACCUUACUCCAGCCAGCCUUACUCCUGACAGUGCCCUUGACUCACGCCCGAAGAUUCAAGACAAAGAAGACCACUGAAGAGAAGACACAAUCCUACUGGAAAACUGUGGCUCAGAAUGAACUCAACUACGCCAUCCGGAUGACCCAUAACAACAACGUGGCCAGGAAUGUGAUCAUCUUCCUCGGGGACGGCAUGAGCAUCCCAACCAUCACGGCGGGGAGGAUCUACAAGGGACAGCAGGCCUCCAGGAGCGGCGAGGAGGGACAGCUUUUCUUCGAACAAUUUCCUCACGUCGGACUGUCAAAGACCUACAAUGUGGACAAGCAGGUCCCAGACAGCGCCAGCACAGCCACUGCUUACCUCUCCGGCGUCAAAACCAACUAUUAUACCGUGGGAGUGGACGCUUCGGCCACCUACCAAGACUGUAACAGCAUCACGGAGGAAAACAAAGUGUACUCCAUCGUUAAAUGGGCUCAGGACGCCGAAAAGAGGACAGGUGUGGUGACCUCAACGAGGGUAACUCACGCCACGCCAAGCGCCACCUACGCCCACGUCACCGACCGAGACUGGGAGUGUGACGGCAACAUUCCCGAGGAGUGCAAGGAGGUUGUCAAGGACAUUGCCAGACAACUGGUGGAGGACGAGCCCGGAGCCUCCAUAAACGUGGUGAUGGGCGGUGGCUACCAAUAUAUGGUCGCUAACGCCACAGGGACCGACAACGACCCCAUAGACGAAGACUGGGGUUGUUUGCGUGAGGACGGCAGGAACUUGGUCCAGGACUGGAUAGACAAGAAGACCCAGGCAGGUCUCAGACACAAAUUUGUCAGAACAAAAUCAGAACUGAAUCAAGUAUCGGGCAGUGAUGUGGAUUAUCUUCUGGGGAUCUACUCCAAUGGUCACGUGCCUUACGAACACGAAAAGAGAGAAAAAAACCUUGACAUUCCUACUCUUGCCGAGAUGACCAAGAAGGCGAUUGAAAUACUUCGUGAAGGAGAAAAUGGUUACUUCCUGCUGGUGGAGGGGGGGAGAAUCGACCAUGCACACCACGAUACCAUGGCUCAUCGCGCUCUGGACGAACUGGUGGCCAUGGACGAAGCCGUUCUGCAAGCAGCAAGUAUGACCAACGAAGCGGACACCCUUAUCCUCGUGACGGCCGACCACUCUCACACGAUGUCCUUCAGUGGGUACCCAGCACGUGGACAGGAAAUUGUUGGUUUGGCUGGGUAUGAUGAUGACGGGUAUGCCUACACUACUCUCAUGUAUGCUAACGGGCCAGGCUACAAUGCUACACGCAUCAACAUCACUGAGGAGGACACCAGGGAAUGGGAGUACACCCAGCUGGCCACUGUUCCCAGAGACUCCGAGACUCAUGGUGGGGACGAUGUAUCCAUCUAUGCUAGAGGUCCUAUGGCACAUCUCUUCCAUGGGCUUCAUGAGCAGAACUACAUCCCGCACGUCAUGGCUUACUCUGCCUGUAUUGGUGAUUACGAGCAUGAUUGUCGAUCUGCAGCAGAGAGAGCCGUACCCGCUGUCACCCUAAUAGUCUUUGCAGUCAUUAUGCGAAUACUGUCUUGAUACACCUAAUUCCCCUAUUAAUCACAAUAUGUUUUACUGGACUGGGUUACUUUGCAGUGAAGCACCUCUAGCAUACUUAUACUUGAUGUAAUUACUAAGCCUUGAGUGCCAAACCUAACAAAUUAGCAUCAGAUAGCUUUGGAUGCCUUCAUAGCAGAUGCUAGAAAACAUUAUCUCUGUGAUUUUAGGGUAACUGGAGCGAAUCAGUGAUUACCAAAUAAUAUUAUGAAUUAAGACACAUCCAUAUCAACCAAACUACUAAGCAACAUGUUCUUCACAGAAAAGAAUCUUACUGGUACAUAUGUUUGCAAAUCACUCGUAAGCAUAGCAUGAAAUUAUCUACUAUGUAUUUCAAGGCCUGUGACAUAUCGUUUUAUUGCAGUAAUGUCUGAACUAGGUUGCUGAUUGACAUGGCAUCAAAACACAUUAUGUUUCAGACACCGACAUAAUUAGGAAAAAUAUAACCAAGUAUCUACUCCGCUUCAUUAGGGUAGUUGUCUUUGAGUCAUCAUAAAGGCAAAUGGCAACUGGGGCACUGGGAGCGGGCUGAGGUGUGUCUGCCAUGACGUAUGUCUGUGACGUGUACUCUUGCCACGCCCACCAAUCAUUGACUACUAAAUAAUGCAAAAUGUGUACUGAAAUAUAUUGCUCUGUGAUGGAGUUUAAGGAUACUGAACUGUGCUUGUGUAGGAAUUAAUUCAUAUUCGACCUCAUGAUAGAGAAAAUGUUGGUCUUGUUUAUAUUUUCUACCUGUGGUCAUGAAAAUGUUGGUCUUGUUUAUAUUUUCUACCUGUGGUCAUAUCACUCUGUUAUUGUAACAAUGCUCAGCUACUAUGUGCAACGAUUAAUGUAUAGUGCAAUAAUUGUUCUUAAUAAAUUAUGAGCAUCCCA
This is a messenger RNA of Eriocheir sinensis (Chinese mitten crab), 2680 nucleotides long. RefSeq names its product alkaline phosphatase-like. The record is from RefSeq and is a predicted model, not a curated record. The transcript has 11 exons. Gene Ontology annotation, biological process: dephosphorylation. Bases 164 to 1789 code for a protein of 541 amino acids. NCBI's taxonomy places the organism in Eukaryota, Metazoa, Arthropoda, Malacostraca, Decapoda, Varunidae. Gene Ontology annotation, molecular function: alkaline phosphatase activity.